AUCAGGUGAUCUGUGUUUUUAAGGCUUGGUGACUACAAGGUACAACAACAACAACAGAAAAUAUCUUCUUCCUUGGUUCUCUGGAGGUCCUCCCCUGAAAGGAGUGAAUUUCAUGAGGCCUCUUAUAGACCCUGUGCAUCUUUAGGAAAAAGCCCAUGAUCCUGCCCUAGCCAAGGCAUUGAUCUAUGCUGAAUCUCGCUUUCCACAUCCAUAAAAUGGUAGCAAUUCCACUCAGCAGCUCUCAAUGGACUCAGCUGACCUUUCUGAAACCUAAGACAGAUCCCACUUUUUUUUUUUUUUUUUUUUGAGACAGAGUCUCACUCUGUCACCCAGGCUGGAGGGCAGUGGAGUGAUCUAGGCUCACUGCAACCUCUGCCUCCCGGGUUCAAGUGAUUCUCCUGCCUCAGCCUCCCAAAUAGGUCAGACUAUAAGCAUGUGCUACCAUGCCCAGCUAAUGUUUGUAUUUUUAGUAGAGAUGGGGUUUCACCAUGUUGGCUAGGCUGGUCUCGAACUGCUGACCUCAAGUGAUCCGCCUGCCUCGGCCUUCCAAAAUGCUGGGAUUACAGGCAUGAGCCACCGUUCCCAGCCAGAACCCACUUUUUAAUUUCCAUUCUUCUAUUACCCAUUUUGGUAACUGAGUAUAUAAUUUAUGUAAUGAACAUUUACUGAAUUCUUUCCAGAGCCAGGUGCUGAGAUUCAGGGAUGAAUAUGAUAUGGAUGGCACAAGAUCCCAAUCAGACGAGACAGAUGGACUAGAACACAGGCAGGUGGAAGGCAGGGUGGUGGGUUUACCAGCAGGACUGGCUGGGCAGCCCUGAAUGGGGGAGGAAGUAGGCGGUCAACCUCACCAGGGCUGGGGGUCUUUGACUCAUGUUUUCCUUAUUGUAGAACAUGUUCCCCAAUGAGAAUUUAGAAAAAUACAGACAUGACUGCAUUCUGAAGGAUGGAUGGAUUUUCCUUCCACCCAGUUUGUUUGCAGCCGUUCCUUUGCCUACAGCUCUCUUUCCAACCAGGCCUCAGUGUUUCUGCUUCCUGAGCCUCUGGGAAGCCUGUGGCUCCCCUUCAUUUCAUUGGCAUUUGCCAGGGGAAGUCUUUGGAGAAUCCUGGUGGCAGCCACAUUCUGUGAACCCAGUAGCGUCUGCGGUCUUCAUCCACUGCCAUUUACAGAACCGAAGUGCGAGGGGAGCACUGCUCUCCAUCUGGCAUCUGAAGGGAAGAAGCAAGACCUGGAGACAAAGUGGGAACUGCCAGGCUUCUUCAUGACACCAGGACUGCUGCAGAGGGAGCUGGGGUGGUGGGGCCUCCACCCGAGUCACCAAGAGCCUGGCACCGUGGAAGCUGUCCCCAUACCCUCACCCCUUAUGGAAAAGCCGAAGGCCCUGUGCCUGCCCUAGGCACCAAGGCUGGUGUAAGGGUCCCUGGAGAAACUCAAAUGUGGAGGCUGAAGCAGUCACAGGGAGGGAGGGAGGGAGGCAGGCAGGAUUACACAGGGGGUGGGCCUUCAGCAGGCCUGCUCUCUGGGGCAAGCGCUACCCCUGCGGAUGCCAUCCCCAAAAUGAACGGCAGCAUUGGGGACAAAUGUAAAUCACACACCCAGACGUUCUAUGAUUUUCUUUUUGCCUCUUGUGGAGUAGUUUACAGGUAUGAUGAGGUGAGAAGGAAGCCAUCAGCUAGAGAUUAAGAAGAAAAAUGAAAAAUGCUCCUCUUCGCAAGGCGCGCACGCACGCACGCACACACACAAUUACACACAGCGUCCUAGGCAACCUCGCCCAGCGCGGCCCACUACAGAGCCCCUUCCUGGAACUCCCAUGGAGCUGGGGUGCAGGGGAAGCCUUGGAGAGACAUAGCUCCUGGGGACCCUAAGGCCACUCAGGUUUCUCGGCCCGAGCCACGGUGGGGCAGCUGCUUUGUGCGUGACCUCCAAAGUCAGGACCUGGCCUGUCCUUUGUGGUAGGGUCGCGUUCCAAGCCGGGUCACCGCAAGACGGAUCCCGCCAGGCCUCUCCAGCGAUGUUCUGCCUCCCUCCCGCAUCUGAGCCUCUGCACAUCCCGCAGGCAGCAAGGCAGAGAGCCCCGACGCGCCGGGGCAAGUGACAGGGGUCACCCAGCAGAGCUCGCGGAAAUGGGAGGCGCCUUCUGGGCGCGCCCUAUGGGGCUGCUCCGGGAGGUGGCCGCCAGGGGGGCGCAGUGUCUCGGAACGCGAGGACCGCGGGGCCAGCUGGCGUUGCCAGGCUCGCCGCCGUGGCCGUUGCCAGGUGACCCGCCGCUGUUUACCGUGGGGCGGAGCGGAGCGCCAGGCUCGCUGUACUCGCGCACCCACCAUGGCCUCCCGCAGCGCGGGCACCCUACUGACCGAGUUCAAUGCUGCCUACGUGCCCCCUGGACUCAUGCCCGGGCAGCGCCCGUUCUGUUGGUGAGGAGACCGAGGCCCAAGGCACAGGGAAAGACCCCAGAAGAGCAGCCAAAGGCUUGGAGAGAACUCCCAGGCGGGAGCUGUGGACUGGGUUCAUCUGCACACAGGAGGUGGCUACGGCCAUGGCAUGGCUGCCAUCACCCAAGACAGACCCCGGAGGUUCACCAGUGCUUAAGAGGCGGGCAGAGGAGAAGGCUCAUGAAGGUGUGGUCAGAGAUGUUGGCAAAAGCAACAGAAAGGAGCAAAGGUGUCAUCCAAACCAACAGCAGCAUUUCAGGAAGGGAGAGGUACCAGGGCCACGUCCCCACUGUGGCCUUCUCCUUUGGCGCUCCCUACGGCACCACCACCCUCAAGUACUUCCAGGACCACCGCAACGCAGCCAUGGAGAAGAGCCACACUCCCUUCAGCCAAGGCGGCCACUUCCCCACCAUCUUCUCCACCAACCCCAACCUCCUGCUGAUGGAGCGCGCCAGCACCCGGGACCGCUGGCUGCACAAGCCCAGCUACACUCGCUUCAACCUGGACAGCCAUCGCUCCACAGAGCUUACGAAUUUCUACCAGAUGGUCCAGCAGCAUCGGAAGUACUAUCAAGACAAGACGGGCACGGUGCCUCGAGUCCCCUACUUUGCGCUGCCCGUGAGGGAGCCGGAACGGUACCCCCUCCCCACCGUCCUGCCUCCUCUGUGCCCGAAGAAGAAGUGGCACCUUUUAAGACUAGCCCCCGAGAACCUGAAGACCUACCAGACCUUCCCAUCAGGGAAGAGGGUCUCUCCACAGGAGCGGAAAAAGAGAGACUGCUACUUUGAGUUCAGAGCAUAAGACUUUAAGUUCAGAGCAGAGCCUGAUGCCUGAGAUCCUGGGUCGUGACCAGCCUGGCUUGCUUGGAAUAAAAUCUUUAGCCAUGA
This is a messenger RNA of Pan troglodytes (chimpanzee), 3317 nucleotides long. RefSeq names its product chromosome 2A C2orf70 homolog (gene CIMIP2C). The record is from RefSeq and is a predicted model, not a curated record. NCBI's taxonomy places the organism in Eukaryota, Metazoa, Chordata, Mammalia, Primates, Hominidae. The transcript has 6 exons. Bases 2122 to 3231 code for a protein of 369 amino acids.